Messenger RNA from Dendronephthya gigantea, 768 nucleotides. Its product is annotated as protein FAM92B-like. Gene Ontology annotation, biological process: cilium assembly. Bases 1 to 768 code for a protein of 255 amino acids. Gene Ontology annotation, cellular component: ciliary basal body; ciliary transition zone. The record is from RefSeq and is a predicted model, not a curated record. NCBI's taxonomy places the organism in Eukaryota, Metazoa, Cnidaria, Anthozoa, Malacalcyonacea, Nephtheidae. The transcript has 2 exons.
AUGAGCGAAAAGGACAGCGGAAACAGGAAAGAAAAACAGGACAAAUACGACGAAUUGAUAAUAGCUCAGCAAGAAAAUAUUAAAAAGCUCGAAAAAGAAAUAUCGAUGUUGAAAAAGAACAUCGAGAAAUACUCUGAGACUUUGAGCAAGAGUAAAAAACGCAACGACGAAGUUGGCAACAGCAUCGAAAAAAUUUUCAUAGGAGAGAAAGGAAAAUUCCGAGAAACGUUAGAACUAUUCUCGAAAAUUCUAAUCAAUGUCGGAAAGUACAAAGAAAAACAUGUUUCCAUGAUUUAUGACAAGGUUAUCGGAGAAUUGUCGUUGUCUCGGUGCCGUUGCAAGCAAGCAACGUUCAACAUCGAUUUUGCUUUGAAAUCUCAGAAAGAUGAGAUGCGCAAAGAGAAGCAUCUUAGAAAGAUUAAGGAGACCGAGCCGUUGGACAAGCAGAAGUUCACAAAGGCGCAGUCGGCGCUAAACGCGUCGAUCGUCGAGACAGAAAAGGCUUUUCAUUCGUUGAAGGAGGAGCUGGAGUCGUUUGAUAAACAACGCGUUGAAGAACUCCGCGCUGUUCUCCUCGCGUUUACAGAGAGCGAGCUCAAAUAUCAUUCUCAUGCGUUGGAGCUGUAUUCGAGGGGUUUUAAUAUGCUACGUCAAAAUGAUAAGGAGAUGCAAUCGUUUUUGGACACAGUACAAGACAGCAGAGCGUCUGCAAGCGACAGUAAAACUGAUGUUCAAGCUUCAAGUAUACAAACUGAGGGAACGACUUGA